Messenger RNA from Australozyma saopauloensis, 1242 nucleotides. RefSeq lists its product as uncharacterized. The record is from RefSeq and is a predicted model, not a curated record. Gene Ontology annotation, molecular function: protein binding. Bases 1 to 1242 code for a protein of 413 amino acids. NCBI's taxonomy places the organism in Eukaryota, Fungi, Ascomycota, Pichiomycetes, Serinales, Metschnikowiaceae. The transcript has a single exon.
AUGGGAUUUAUAGUGGCGGGGCAUGGCUAUAAAAGGCGUAAAUUCCGUGCAGAUAAAGCAGGGCUGGUUGUAUUGCCCGACGGAUUUCUUCGUGUGUCUCUGUUCCGCCCCUCACCAAACAGAAUCCUGAUUCCAACACCUCCACCGGAAAAUGUGGAUUUAAUAGAUUUACCGCCCGAAAUUUUAUGGCGAAUUUUUGCAUACACGGGCCUUGGUUCUUCCAACCUGCUCCAUUUGACGUGCUCUUACUUCUCCAGGCUAUUCACUACCAGUAAUCCAUGGCUUCUAACGCUCGUAGCACGAAAUAAUUCACUUUUCAAUCUCAAUGCGGAAUUUGGAGUGUCGACAGGAAAUUGGCGUGAAAAGUUUCUUGUGGAAUUCAAUUCCUUGCCCAGAGAUGUAGGAGACCAGAAACAGAUCCAGCAGUUAUUUGAAACAGCUUUCAAAAUUCUCGACUGUGCCGAUGCUAUCGAUUCCGCGAUUUUUACUCUUCCAAAUAUAGGUGUGCCUCAGAUCGAGGAGUUGCGCCUGUUGAACCAUUCCCUCGUCUGUGAUCGUCGUGCCAUCAAUGAACAACGCAAAUCACGAGAAAAGUACUUGGAGUGGCAAUACCAGAUAUUGCAGGCUUUCAGCAAAAAAGUUAAAGAUGGCGCAGGCGCCGAGGAUACUGGUCCGUCAGUCGAAUUACUACUAAGUGAAUCCGAGAAUACAGAACAGAUCAUGAAAUUUCGUGACUUGCAUGGUCUCGCCGCGUUCGAACCACUUAUCAAAAGUCAGAAAAUCUCUGCAACUCUUUCUGGUCCAGUGAAUGUAUCACAGGUCCGAAAAAUCUUAGCCCUUAGCAAAUUGUUUGAUCUUGAGUUCCAAAACCCGACCCGAUUUGUUGCGAGAGUAUUGACGAGCAAAAUUGCCCUAAGUGAAGAGCUUGCGGAAGUGUUGUUGGAUAUCAUCAAUGUUAAUUCUGUUUCAUCAAAGGAACUCUUGGGUGUGCUCUCAGCGUACAAGAGUUGCCAGGAUUUUCUUUUCGAAGUGCCUUUAGAAUCCCGGGCAUCGCACUAUUUACAGCCACUUUUGGAGAAAUUAUACACUAUCAUGGAAUUGUGCUUGUCAUCAUACUACGAGAAUGGGGAGGGACGGCUGCUGGAUGGGCAGGUAUGGGAGCUUCUCUAUCAGAUACAAAUCCCAGAACUUAUAGAACACGUAGUGGCCAUGGGAGGCACACCUACAUGCGACGUCUUAUAG